GUAGUCAACAAAAAAUCUCCAAAUCCGGAUGCUCAUCCGACGAUGCACGCGUUAAGGUGCAGUGACGGGUCGUCGACCACGACGACGGCCACGACAACGACGGGAGGAGCAGGUGCCAUAGCCGCCGCCGGCGGCAGCUCCGGAAUCGUGUCCGGAACGUCAAUUCUUCAACUCCAGCAACAACAACAACAACAACAACAGGUGCAGCAACAGCAAUGUCCAUCCCAGCAACAGCAACAACAACUUCCAAAAGGUGGUCCGGUGCGGAUAAACGGCGUCAAGGGUUACCAGAACAGGACCAACCAUAUCAUCUACUGUCCACCGCUGCUGCGCUCCAAGGAGGACUGCACGGCGGUCGUGUACUUUGGUGGGGAUGUGCAGGACAUUCCGGAAAAGAUGGAAACGAACCGCGACAACAAAAACUACAUCAAGUGGAACCUGGAGAAUACCGCCCUCCUGCUGCGGGAUUCCUUCCCCCGGGCCCACAUCGUGGUGGUGCGACCCAUGCGGAUGGAGUACAGCACGUUCAGCUGCUUCGAUAACUUCGUGCGCGGAAACAACGCCGGCAUUCCGGACCACACGCCGAUGCACUUUUCCCUGCAGCACCUCGAAGAAUUACUCAACAACUUGACGAAAAAGUUGACCAAACCGGUGCUGGAGCCGGACCUGCUGCACAAGCUGAUUGCGGCCACGAGUUCGAGCCUUUGCCCAGGGGAGCUGGAGCGGACGGCGGCCACGGUGGCAGCGGCCGCGGCGGCGGCAUCGUCCGGAACGACAGCGGGUACCACGACGACGACGGCGACGGAUAUGGACGUGGAUGUGUUGCAGUCCGACGGCCACUCCACCACCUCCAACAAUAGCACCAACAACGCCAGCACAUCCUCCCCAUCUUCCUCCUCCACCGCCGACAUCAACGAGCUGCUCUGGUGGCGCGAAAGUCUCAACCUGGACAAGGCGAACCUCGCCCUGAUGGGCUUCAGCAAGGGUUGCGUCGUCCUGAAUCAGUUCAUCUACGAGUUUCACUACUACAAAACGCUCACGCCGGACGACAGCACCAUGAUGCGGUUGGUGUCCCGGAUAAAGGACAUGUACUGGCUGGACGGGGGUCACGGCGGCGGCAAGAACACCUGGAUCACGUCGCGAAGUUUGCUGGAGACGCUCUGCCGGUUGGGGAUCAACGUGCACGUGCACGUCACGCCGUACCAGAUUCAGGACGACCACCGACCGUGGAUCCGGAAGGAGGAGAAGGCGUUCACGGAUCUGCUGAAGCGUCUGGGGGCGCCCUUCGAUCGGCAUCUGUACCCCAGUGAGGCCAACUCGACGAACCUGUUUACGCACUUUGAGGUGUUGAACCGCUUCCGGCAGUACCAGAUCAACGUGUUUGCCCAGCAGCACUUGCAGGCGCAGGCGCAGGCUCAGCAGCAACAGCAAUUGACGGCGACGAAUCUGAGCACGACGGGGACAAACUCCGUGGAUGAGCAGCAGCAGCAGCCGAUUUUGACGCAGCUGGAGCAGAUGGGAGUGGUUGGAGCGGGAGGCAAUUCGAUUGUGACGGCGGUGGAUGCUGUGGAGCAGAUGAUUACCGGCGGAGGGAACGAGACGGAUCUGGAGGAGGACAAGCUGGACGACGGCGAGGACGAGGAGGAGAAUGGGCACAAGUGAACAGGAAAGGCACCCAAAUCAUCCCCCUCUCAGCAAAAAAAAAAAGGACGAACGCAAUCGCGAUGCAUUUCUCGAGGAUUAUUGUGCGCAUUCUUCCCACAACACGGCGGCUGAUGGUGGACAACAAAAAUUGUACAGUUUCCUCCCUUUUCUUUGUUUAUUUUGCAAAACCAGUGUAAAAUUCUUACCAUGCCAUUACUUUUAAUUUCGAAAAAUGAUUGUGGAUUCCUUUCUUUUUUUUUCUUGAGUAUAACAGAUUUAGUAGGUAUAUAUUUCAUUUAAAAAUGUAGAACAUUAUUUUUUCUAUAAAAUACAGUAAUUUCGGAAUGCUGGAUCAUGUGCACGAGAGAGAGAAAGAGAGAAUUUUUAUUUUUUUAAAUGUAUAAUUUUCCUUUGAUUGUUUAAGAAUAAAGUUUAGGCGAUUCGCGAGAGGAAAAUGCAAAAAAAAAACAGAAUGUAGAAGUAAGCGAGUGCGACGGUAUUUCAGGCUAGUUUUUAAGUGGCGAGUUUUUAGUGAGAAGCAGCAAACAGUAACAAACAAACACACAAAAAGUAUUCAAUUUGGAGCGAAUUUUGACAGCAAAAAUGAGCGAAGCUGCUUAUUUUCGAUGAAAAUAACUUUUAAAUUAAAUGCACUCAAAAGAGAAUUAACAUGAUUUGAAAACAAUCAAA
This is a messenger RNA of Culex pipiens pallens (northern house mosquito), 2334 nucleotides long. Its product is annotated as mitochondrial protein C2orf69 homolog. Gene Ontology annotation, cellular component: mitochondrion. The transcript has 5 exons. NCBI's taxonomy places the organism in Eukaryota, Metazoa, Arthropoda, Insecta, Diptera, Culicidae. Bases 43 to 1662 code for a protein of 539 amino acids. The record is from RefSeq and is a predicted model, not a curated record.